Ictalurus punctatus (channel catfish) is the source of this 1418-nucleotide messenger RNA. RefSeq names its product ETHE1 persulfide dioxygenase (gene ethe1). Lineage: Eukaryota; Metazoa; Chordata; Actinopteri; Siluriformes; Ictaluridae. Gene Ontology annotation, biological process: hydrogen sulfide metabolic process; glutathione metabolic process. The transcript is spliced from 7 exons. The coding region runs from base 284 to 1108 and encodes 274 amino acids. Gene Ontology annotation, molecular function: sulfur dioxygenase activity. The record is from RefSeq and is a predicted model, not a curated record.
GGACAGAACUGAAUGGUCGGUUUGUGUUUUUAAAACAAAGAGAAAAGACAACAGGAGAUAUUUGUGUCUGGGAAAUGUUUCGUGUUGUAUAAGAGUCAUGUCACUCUGAGCAAAAUCACACACACACACAGCUCGCACGCGCGCACGUACACACACAGCUCGCACGCGCGCACGUACACACACACACACACACACACACACAGUUCGCACGCGCGCACACAAACACUCACUCGUGAUCAGAUCUCUACGCUAGUCCAGUGGUUUAACUGGUCUAACGGCUGUAAUGGGUGUAAUGAGUGUGUGUGUGAGGAGUGUGAGGAGUGUGAGGUCUCUGCUCUCGGCCCGGAGUGUCAUUUCCCGGAAGUGUUCACACGGAGUGCACACAGGAGUGAGAGUGAUGGAGUGCAAUAAAGGACUAGUGUUCCGCCAGUUGUUUGAGUCCUCCAGCAGUACCUACACCUACCUGUUGGCAGAUGCGAGUACACGGGAGGCCGUGCUGAUUGACCCGGUUCUGGAGAUGGUGGAUCGGGACAUGAAGCUGAUCGAGGAGCUCGGACUAAAGCUCACUGUGGCAGCGAACACACACUGCCAUGCGGAUCAUGUGACAGGAACUGGGCUGCUGAAGAAGCGACUUUUCGGGGUGAAGAGCGCGAUAUCGAAACACAGUGGAGCGCGUGCCGACAUCCUGCUGUCAGAAGGGGACGCCAUUACUUUCGGAAAAUACUGUGUGACAGUGAGAGAGACUCCAGGACACACAGAUGGGUGUGUGACGUUUGUGAGAGAAGACGAGUCGAUGGCCUUCACUGGAGAUGCACUGCUGAUCAGAGGCUGCGGGAGAACUGACUUCCAACAAGGCUGUGCCAAGAAACUGUACCAAUCCAUCCAGGAGAAGAUCUUCACUUUACCCGGACACUGUCUCAUUUAUCCUGCACACGACUACAAAGGACAGACUGUGUCCACGGUGGAGGAGGAGAAAAAGUUUAACCCGAGAUUAACGCGCUCACAGGAGGAGUUCGUGGAAAUCAUGAACAAUCUGAAUCUCCCGAAACCAGCCAAGAUAGAUGUGGCUGUUCCCGCUAACCUGGUGUGUGGUCUUCAUGAUGUUUGAGGAGGAAAUGACUCUGAAUCACUUUAAUGUUUGGAAAAUUGAUGAAUGUUGUUUUAUUAGAUACAGAUAUUAGAUAUAUGUACUCUCUCUCUCUCUCUCUCUCUCUCUCUCUCUCUCUCUCUCUGUCACACACACACACACACACACAGGUUGAUACACAUGAUUAUUAUAUCAAAGUGUGUUUCAUAGUUUUGCAAUAAUCAUAAUGUAAACAUACCCUGAAAAGGAUAAGCGGUAUAGAAGAUGGAUGGAUACAUGUGUAGUUUAACAUGUGUAGUUUAAUCCUGAAUAAAGAGUUUCUGAAAGUCCA